GCUCGUGAUGUCUACCUCGUACAGUUCCUUGCGUAACUUGCGUUCACUUAACUUCCCCGCCAACAGCAUCAGAACCGUUUCUUCGAAGAACUUACAUACCCACCUGUUCGAUGAAACGCCCCAUAGAGACCUCUACUCGCUUAACUCCCUUCUCGCCUCGUAUGUUCGCGAUGACAAUGCUCUCGCCGCAUGGGCUCUCUUCCGUCGAAUGCACUGCACGCGCUCCGACCUUGAUGCGUACACUUUCACGCCGAUGUUGGGCGCGUGCUCAAAGUUACCAGGCCACGAGCGCGGCAAACAGGUCCAUGCGCUGAUGAUCAAAAGGGGUUCUGACUCUGGAGCUGUGAGCAAAACUGCCCUCAUGGACAUGUACUCCAAAUAUGGGUACUUGGGUGACUCGAUUAAGGUGUUUGAUGAGAUGGAAUUCAGGGACGUUGUGACUUGGAAUGCUAUGCUGUCGAGCUUUUUAAGGCACGGUCUUGCUAAAGAAGCGCUUGGUGUUUUUGAAGCAAUGAGGAGGGAGAGAGUGGAGUGUAGUGAGUUUACUUUGUGUUCUGUGCUUAAAGCUUGUGCCUCUUUGAAGGCGUUUCGUCAGGGUAAGCAGGUUCAUGGGUUGGUGGUCGUGAUGGGCCGUGAUUUGGUGGUAUUGGGCACUGCUUUGAUUGACUUUUACUCCAGUAUUGGGUGUAUAGAGGAAGCUAUUACAGUGUUCUCCAGUUUGGACCGUGGAAAGGAUGAUAUGAUGCGCAAUUCUUUGAUUUCUGGGUGUGUUCGGAAUCGAAAAUAUGAAGAGGCAUUCUCGAUUAUGUGUUUGAUGAAACCCAAUGUUGUUGCGCUUACCAGUGCUCUUGCAGCUUGCGCUGAGAAUUCAGACUUGUGGAUUGGAAAGCAGAUACACUGUGUGGCGUUACGCCAGGGGUUCCUUCAUGACACCCAAUUAUGCAAUAUCAUGUUAGACAUGUAUGCGAAAUGUGGGAAAAUUUUGAGUGCUCGGUUGCUGUUUGAUGGAAUUUGUAAUAAAAGCGUAGUUUCCUGGACAAGUAUGAUAGAUGCAUAUGGAAGGCACGGGCAUGGGCUUGAAGCUCUUGAGCUGUACAAAAUGAUGGGAGAGGAAGGGAGUGGUGUCUUGCCAAAUUCUGUAACAUUUCUUGCUCUUUUAUCAGCUUGUGGGCAUUCGGGACUGGUGGAUCAAGGCCGCGAAUGUUUUAAUUCAGCUCGGGAGAAGCAUGCUUUGGAGCUGGGUCCAGAGCAUUAUGCCUGCUUCAUAGAUAUCUUAGGCAGGGCAGGUUUGAUAGAAGAAGCAUGGUGUUUAUUUCAUGACAUGGUUAAGCAUGGUACCAUGCCGACUGCAGCCGUGUGGGCAGCAUUGUUGAAUGCUUGUAGUCAUAACAUGGAUGUGACAAGGGGUGAGUUUGCUGCAAACCGUCUGCUGCAGUUAGAGCCAAAUAAGCCUGGGAAUUAUGUACUCCUAUCAAAUUUCUAUGCAGCCAUUGGCAGGUGGGAUUCUGUGAAUGAGCUGAGAAACGUUUCGAACACAAAAGGGCUGGUCAAGGAAGCUGGGAGUAGCUGGGUGGCUGUAACCACUGCCAGGAGAAUGCCAUCGGCCUAUCAGUCUGAGAAAUCAAAGAUUAUAGAAAGUUGACGUUGCGUGUUUUCAGUGACUUAAAAUACGGCACAUCAGUUAAUGUGAAAUACAUUAAG
This is a messenger RNA of Corylus avellana, 1701 nucleotides long. RefSeq names its product Tetratricopeptide repeat (TPR)-like superfamily protein. Gene Ontology annotation, molecular function: protein binding; RNA binding. NCBI's taxonomy places the organism in Eukaryota, Viridiplantae, Streptophyta, Magnoliopsida, Fagales, Betulaceae. The record is from RefSeq and is a predicted model, not a curated record. Gene Ontology annotation, biological process: RNA modification.